CAUUCUCAUUGUAAUCAUCGAUUGGUUCGUUGAAAUUUUUAGUACCAAAUUAGCCUCCUUCCAUCAUGAUUAUGGACUUCAACAUGCCCUACUAGGAAUUAAAUUUUGUUUAGCUAGAGGUAUAAGUAUGCCAAUUUCUCUAUCUUCCUUCUUCAAAAGUACAAAUUUUGGGGUUUUGUGAUGUGAAUUUUGAUACUACCUUAUAGUGAAAUUCAAUGGAGCAUUCCGACGAUCUUUGCAACAUAGAAGGGAACGGAAAUGGGAGAGGUAAUAACGGUGCUUCCGGUGCUCCGUCAACAUCGGCCGCGACUAGUUCUGCUUACAAGUUGUUCGGCCGGCAAACCUCUUUCCACCAGAUGAUGGGCGGCGGAAAAGCUGCUGACGUUAUAUUGUGGAGGCGGAGGCGUGUCUCUUUUGGCAUCAUUGUUGCUGCUACAGUUGCUUGGAUCAUUUUUGAGUAUUCAGAGUUACCUUUCUUAUCAGUUUCUUCUGAUGUUUUACUGAUUCUGAUAGUUCUGCUCUUUCUCCGUGCAAACUAUGCAGCCUUCAGGAAGAAACAACUCCCAGCAUUACCAGAGUUAGUCUUGUCAGAAGAAAUGGUUAAUAAUGCUGCAGCAUCAUUUCGGGUCAAAAUGAAUUAUAUGCUUCUCAUGGCUCAUGAUAUCACUCUUGGCAAAGAUUUCAAACUAUUCUUCAAGGUAGUUAUUGUUCUGUGGCUUCUAUCUGUCAUAGGAAGCGUAAUAUCUUUCUUCACACUUGCAUAUAUUGGAACGAUAGUAUUCAUUACUGUGCCUGCCUUGUAUAAUAAAUUUGAAGACCACGUGGAUCGAUAUGCUGGAAAGAUCCACAGGCAAUUUUCAAGGCACUACAAAAUAGUGGAUGAGAGCAUUAGCAGGCUGCCCCGGAGUAUCUCCAAGAACAAAGAACUAUAGUCUUUUUUACCAAGUAGGAGCAUGUUGAUUUGCAUGAGAUAAAACUUUUAGGUGUGCAUUCCUUUAGUUCUGAUUCUCCUUUUCCAUAGAAUGAGAAUGAUCUUGAAAUCGUUCCUGUUUCCAAACUUCAAGUUUGGAUUUUCAGAAUUAAGCUAACAAUGGCAAUUGUCACCUACUCUCACCAUCUACGCUGUCCUAGUGGCAGGUGUUACAUAGUACAGAUUUUUGUAAACAUAUUGUAUUAUUUUUUGUGUGUUGUUGUUGAAAAGUUAACAUCUCGGAUAGACAACUCUUUCUUUUUUACAAGUUUAACAAGCACUUCAAAAACUGAA
Molecule: messenger RNA, 1264 nt
Organism: Solanum lycopersicum (tomato)
Lineage: Eukaryota; Viridiplantae; Streptophyta; Magnoliopsida; Solanales; Solanaceae
Source: RefSeq, a predicted model, not a curated record